GUAGGUAGCCAAAUUCUCAAACAAAAUAAUCCUGAAAUUCAACGUUUGAAGCAGAACAAAAGCCUUCAACUUUACAUCCUUAAACAGCGUAUGCGCCAAAAAUGUGUAUUGCAAAGAGGAACUUGAACACACGGAUUUAAGUGUUAUCUGUAUUGACAAUGACGUGAGUGUCAUAUCCAAGAUGGCGAUGGUUAUUUCCCAGACGACAAAAGCGGCAAUUGGCGGGUUUUUAGCUUUAAUGAUCCUUGGUGCUGUGCUAGUUGUCGGAGCCGCUUUCGGGUGGUUCGACCCGAAAAGAGAAGAUGAGGAUACGCCUGCAAAGAUCAGCGCUAGAUUGCAGGGGAGGACCUCGUUCGUCACGCAUAGAGCGGUGAACCCAGACGAGAAUCAUCUACCGGUUGUCUCGCACUCGUCGCCGUUUUACGUUGGAGAUAAAAGUGGAAGCACAGAUGCAACCGCAGUACAAGGAACGUGCCGAUGCAGUCUAAAUGACAUCUCUCAAAUCUUGGAAGUGAUGCCAGAGUUAAGAGGACCUCCUGGACCACAAGGACCAACCGGGGCUGACGGCACUACGGGCGCUCCAGGGAAAACGGGACAAAUUGGAGACCCCGGACCUGCAGGGCCUCCAGGAUCUAAAGGCGAUCGAGGGGAAAGAGGGGAUACAGGGAAUUCAGGUCCAGAAGGUCAACCUGGUCCCAAAGGCGACCCUGGCGCGGAUGGUUCUCCUGGGCCACAGGGCCCUCAAGGCCCACCCGGUCUACCAGGCCCUGUGACAUCUGCACUAAUAGAAUCAACAGGAUUAUAUGGGUCUGUUAAUCCUGGUAUCCAAGGACCUCAAGGCGAGAGGGGUCCAAUGGGCCUUCCAGGGCCUCAAGGGGAGAGAGGCUACCCUGGGAAUAAGGGCGAGAGGGGAUUACUUGGCCCUAAAGGAGACAAAGGCGACCGGGGGUACGUGGGACUUAGAGGUCCACACGGUGCCAAAGGCGAAAAAGGCCCUCCAGGCCGAGAUGGGGUUCCAGGCCUGCCGGGAGCGCACGGCCGUCCCUCAGAAAAGGGUGAAAAAGGUGCUAGAGGUCUUCCUGGUCUGCCUGGACCUCCGAUGCCGACAAUAUCUGACAAUGCUGUGCUGAGUGACAUCACACGAACAGAGGCUUCGCUCUUGAAGGGUCCGAAGGGAGACCGCGGGGAGACUGGUGAAAAGGGUGAGAAAGGAAAUAGGGGCCUCGAGGGACCACAAGGAUUCCCAGGCGUUGACGGAAAGCCUGGUGAACGGGGUGACAUAGGGCCGUCUGGCUUACCAGGAACACAGGGCUCGACUGGUCUUCCAGGGUCUAAAGGUGACCGCGGCGAACCUGGCCCGCCUGGACCAGUAGCUAUAUCUCGAGACGAUGCUAUGGUUAUGACCAAGGGCGAUAAAGGUGAUGCAGGGCCUCGCGGUAAAAGAGGCCAUCCAGGGCCACCUGGACCGAGAGGUCCUCCAGGACUACCAGGACCUCCAGGUACUCCAGGUGUGAAUGGGCCCACUGGAGACAUUGGACUUCCUGGAUGGGCGGGCCCGCCCGGAGCCACAGGUCAGCCCGGUCCCCCAGGCCCGAAAGGUGAAAAAGGGGACUCCGCCGUUAACCCACUUGACUUGGAAAAGAUAAAAGGUGACAAAGGUGAUAGAGGAUUCGAUGGUAAUCCUGGUGCGCCGGGCAAGGAUGGGCCGCGUGGGCCUCCAGGACCUCCUGGAACUCCAGCAUCGAACGUCCAAUAUGUACCAGUGCCUGGACCUCCAGGCCCCCCUGGUCCACCUGGAACUUCACCAGGGCUAUCAAAAGAUUCAGUCGAUACACUCACAGAUAGUCCUGGAGUUAGAAGGGAGCCCAAUACAGGCAAACAGCGGGAUCCUCUACAAAUUCUACGAAGCCUGAACCAUCUGGUGCAGUACCGACAAGAGCCGCACGGUUUUCGAGAUUCAUUAGAUCCACUUGGUGAAGGCUCAGAUUUAGAUGACGAAGAGGACGGAAGGGCUAUUGUUGGAACCAUCCUAUUUAAAACUACUGAUUCGUUGAGACGUCUAGGAGUAAAUAGUCCUCGAGGAACUUUGGCAUACGUGUUACAAGAACAAGCUUUGCUGAUUCGUGUCAACAACGGCUGGCAAUACGUAGCGAUGGGGUCAUUACUCGCUUUGCACGCUCCGCCCACGAACGGCCCUACCAGGUCGCCAUUGCAGAACAUUCUGGAAACGUCCAGUUUGGUUCACCACAAGAAUCCAGCUGUCGAUGGACCAGUCUUACGUCUGGCUGCAUUAAACGAGCCUCGCACGGGCGACAUGCACGGCGUUAGCAGCACAAAUUACGAAUGCAAAAGACAAGCUCAGAGAGCUAACAUGGACGGAACAUUCCGAGCGUUUAUAUCGUCGAGGGUUCAAGCAAUAGAUUCCAUCGUCAGCUGGGUGGACAGAGAGAUUCCAGUCGUGAACACAAGAGGAGACGUUCUGUUUAAUUCUUGGGGUGAAAUGUUCGAUGGUUCAGGAGCAUUGUUCGCUCAUGCCCCCAGGAUAUACAGCUUCAGUGGUCAGAAUGUUCUAAUGGACCCUGGUUGGCCUACAAAAGCCGUCUGGCACGGCGCUAGUUCCACCGGCGAGCCAGCCAUGGAUGCGUACUGUGACGCAUGGCAUAGCAGCAGCCCAGAUAAAUUUGGUCUCGCAUCUUCACUGCACACGAAUAAACUGCUGGAUCAAGAGACAUAUUCGUGCAGCAGUAGGUUGAUAGUAUUAUGCGUGGAAGCAACUCCGGCUGAUACGGUUCGAAGAAAAAAACGAUCCAGCAGGUAUCGAACAAACGAAAAGCUCAAGUUCUUGAAAGAUUCAGAAAAAUCGAAUGAAACUAGUCAAAGCUUAUAGGUAAAGAAUAUAAUCUGUGUAUGACUGAAAACGGUUGUUCUACUUCUCACGUUGUCUAUGUAAAUAAAUUUAUUAAAAAUUUGUUUUUUUUUUAUUAUUAUUUAAAUUCGAAUAUGAUUCUUUCAGAACCAGUUUUCAUGAUCAUUUUAUAUAAUAAAUUUAGCCGACUUUUUUUUAUAAAGUCUGGAUCCGACUUACCGUUUUUGUAUCUCUUAGUUUAAUGAUACAGUGAAAACAACGAGAAAUAGUUCUUGCGUUUGUGUGGGUUGACAGUGUGAAAAAGGUCGGAUCGAGUACUGCAAUGCGACAUAUUACGUCGCAGCGAUAAUGUUCUUUGCUCUAUACAGACACACACCUACACACACAAAAACACACAAACAAGAAUAUAAAAAUGUAAAAUAGUACGUCUAGGUCUGACUUUUUAAAUGAGUUUGAAACUACGAAUUGGAUAGGAGAACAUUCAAAUUUAAUUUCCAAAAUUUAUUGAAAAAUUAUUAAAAAUCGAAGACUGUAUAAAAAUUGGAAUAGGAAAUAUCAAUUUUGAGAGUCAAUCAAAUAAAAGGAAUGAAUCGACAAUAUUUAUUAAUAAAGAAUCUUCUAAUAUGUACGCCACUACUAAAAUACAUUAAAAAUCUAUAGAUGAAACUUAAUAAAUUAGAUCAUAAUUAAUAUAUAAAAAAUUGAAUGUUUAAUUACAGCCAUUUCUGUAAUUAAGGAGAGCGUGAAAAUAUUUAGAUAGAUUUAAUAGAAACAAAUAUCAAUGUUAAAAUUUGUAAAUAAUUAGACAAAAGCUUAACUAUAUUUUGUUCUAAAAUUACCUAUUGUCUAUUUUUGCGCUUAAUACUAAAGAAUAUUAUAUUUUUGUUCGCAAUUUAAAUACCCAGCUGUGUAGCUCUCUCAGAUGAACUGAACUAAAAUUCCGUUAAUGUUAUAUAUAGCAAUUAUUUACAAGUGAAGGCACGUGGGUCUGGAAAAUCCCCAUUAUCAAAAGAAAUUUC
Molecule: messenger RNA, 3885 nt
Organism: Bombyx mandarina (wild silkworm)
Lineage: Eukaryota; Metazoa; Arthropoda; Insecta; Lepidoptera; Bombycidae
Biological process (GO): extracellular matrix organization
Molecular function (GO): extracellular matrix structural constituent conferring tensile strength
Source: RefSeq, a predicted model, not a curated record